This is a messenger RNA of Ceratina calcarata, 3499 nucleotides long. Its product is annotated as gustatory receptor for sugar taste 64f. The transcript is spliced from 11 exons. Gene Ontology annotation, biological process: detection of chemical stimulus involved in sensory perception of taste; sensory perception of sweet taste. Gene Ontology annotation, cellular component: membrane. The record is from RefSeq and is a predicted model, not a curated record. Bases 1664 to 3133 code for a protein of 489 amino acids. Lineage: Eukaryota; Metazoa; Arthropoda; Insecta; Hymenoptera; Apidae. Gene Ontology annotation, molecular function: sweet taste receptor activity.
UCUACAUAAAGGCAGCUGUCAUUAUUCAGCAAUUAAUCGAGGCAAACAAACGUCAAACAUGGCACUAUCUUCCAUGAAUAUUUAAUUGAAACACGAAUGCUAAUUAUCCUUAGAGUGAACAGUAGUUUGUUGAUAGCAUGUUCACCGAUAAUCUUCUAUGAUUUAUUAUACCCCAUUCAGCAACGUAAAGUACCAUUUUCCGUGUUAAAUAAAUAUUCGAGGAAACGCAUCAUCACAAUUUCUAAAAUCACUGAUUCACACAGUAUGAUAUGUUGAAGAGAGCUUCAAUAUGUUCUGUGAAGGCAAUCUAGUCGAUCAUCAGCUUUUUCUUAUUAUCUUACUUGCAUGAUAUCGUCAUGAUACUAUAUCUCCUGAUAGCGUCUGACCAAUACCAUGGUUAUACUACUUAAGAUUUAAAUCGAGCAUAGCUGAAGUGUUAAUAUUAAAUAAUAAUAUAAAAUAAUCUAAUAAUUAAUUUAUUGACUACUUAAUUAUUUCUCUUUAUUCCGUGUAAAAAAUUCUAGUUUUGUCAAAAUCCUAAAAAGACUCUUAAUCUCUUCUCGUUUUUAAUCAUUUGUGUGGGAGAGGAACAAUGUGAAUAAUAUCACAGCAUAUAUGAUACGGGAGUAUCUAUCAGUUUCCACGGCUACAAAGGGAAGGAUAUUAAAGUGGGUUGGAAUUACGAGACAAGAUCCAUAUAUGCUCCCCUUUUCAGUGGAAGCGAAUGCAGGCGACGACGCAAAGCGGCCACGUGACAAUGGAAAAAUUCUGUUUACACAGCCUGUCAGUUCGUCGUUUGUUCCACGUACAUACGUACGUACGUACGAGAGUAUAUACGGAACACUACUGGCAUGAAAGAGAAACUGAAGCACCGAGUUUUUUACGUCGCGAUGAAUAAACAUCAUUAGACUCUGUACAAAACUGUGAAUGACUUUGCUUUCUAUUGUUUCUUCGUUCCGGUUUCUCUUGCCUUCAACUUCGGCGCAAGUUUUACUUAAUUUCAUUCCUUUCAAAAACAUGAGCGCCUGACGGUUCACGAUUAUUCUUCCUAAAGAUGGUUAUCGACGUCCUUCAUCAUUAUACUGCGUGUUCAAAAAGUAAUAUUCUCACUCUCAGGUGAAAAUUAUUCCGAAUUGGAAUAAAGGGAAGUAGUAUAAAAUAAAUAAAUAUACAAUAUUUGCGUUAAGUGUCUGAAUUGUCUGUGCAUUAUGUCUUAUACUGUGAGUACUGUUACGGUGUGUAUGUAUAAACCUGCACCGCAGUAGUGCAUAUCAGUUAUUUCUCUGUCAUAGUUUAUACAUCGAGCUAUAUAAACAAUGUGAUAUGUACCUAAGUACCUAGUGCCAUGGGCUCGUAUAUCUUUCAGUUCAUUUCCUGACGCGCUCUGCAACGAAGGAAGCACAAUUUGUCACGUGACACAUCGCACUGCACUCGUUUCCCUUCACCUUUUUCCACAUCUUUUAAUUGCACGAUUUCCAAGAUCGUGAUCGUAUAGCGAAGUUUCUUUCGGUUCAUCAUACUACAUAAAAGACGUGUGUCAAGACAUUCGAAAAUACAUAUCAAGUCUUUUCAUUUGGCUUCUUUUUUAUUUCUCAAUCAUGUUUCAUAAUUCAUGUUCACAUCUUGAAAUUAGUGUGAAUCAGUGAGUUGCGGUGAAUAUCUAAUGUCUGUCAGACUUUUUGAUCUGGGUAAAAUGUUAAGUGACGAUUUAGAGAAAACAUUAGAAGGAAAGCAUCCCCUAAGUUUCUCAGUUAUGAAGACCCCAAAUAUAUUGUCCGUCAAUGUCAGGUCGCCUAAGAGCAGCUCGCUGUUUGGCAAGUUCGGAAAUCUGAAGCCGGAAGAAGAACCUGUCGGAAUGUCGCAACGAGUGGUACCGUCCUCCAGUGCGUUCAAUCCAAAGACUGAUAGCCUGCACGCGUCUAUGAGACCAAUUAUUAUGUUGGCGCAAUGUUUUUCUCUGUUCCCUGUUUCCGGUGUUAACACUCCCGAUGCAUCGUUUCUUAGAUUUACUUGGCGCAGUCCGAAAUUUAUAUAUUGCGCUAUUUCAUUCCUCGGUUCAUCGAUGAUGACUAUUUUUAACAUUAUGAGAAUAAUCUAUACUGGAGUGAAUUCAACGAAAAUGACUACGUUCGUUUUCAAUGGAACAAAUUUGAUCGCCUCCUUCCUUUUCCUUAAAUUGGCCAUGCAGUGGCCUUGUUUGAUGCUAACUUGGGAGAAGCUUGAAAAUGAGCUUUCGAACAGACAUAGGAAAUUAUCCAAAGUUAAUUUGGCUACGAAAUUCAAGGUCGUGACCAUAGUGGUAAUGACUCUUGCUUUCCUGAUAAACGUUAAAUCGAUAUCCAGCUAUAUCAUGUCCUUGUCUGCUGUANUUCCCACAGGUAGCUACUCUCACCCAUUCGCCAAUGUUUCACUUAAAUUAAGAAAAAAUUCUAAAAAUAUGUUCCCAAAGAUAUUUUCCAGAAUUUCGUACAGUUUAUGGAGAGGCAUAGUCGUGGACGUCAUCAACAUCCUCAGCACCUUUUCGUGGAAUUUCGUCGACCUGUUUCUCAUCCUCAUUAGCAUAGCUCUGACCGAUCAGUUCCGACAAUUAAAUAAUCGUUUAUACUCUAUAAGAGGCAAGGCAAUGCCGGAAUGGUGGUGGGCCGAAGUAAGGAACGACUACAACCACUUAGCGACCCUGACGAGGCAACUGGAUUCUCAUAUCUCCAUUAUGGUCCUCCUCUCCUUCGCCACCGAUUUGUAUUUCAUCUGCAUACAACUACUUUUCUCUUUCAACCCCAUGCGAAGCGUCAUCGAGAAAGUUUACUUCGGCUUCUCCUUCGGAUUUCUCUUGGCAAGGACCACGGUUGUCUCUUUGUGCGCCGCGUCAAUUCAUGAUGAAUCGCUGCUACCAGCACCGAUUCUGUACAGCGUUUCAGGAAGCAGCUUCUCCACUGAGGUGAUGAGAUUCUUGUCACAGGUAACGACAGAUAGCAUCUGUUUAACCGGUAUGAAGUUUUUCUCGGUGACUAGGAGUCUCGUGUUGACCGUAGCAGGAACGAUAGUUACGUACGAAUUGGUCCUGGUUCAGUUCAAUCAGAAUGCGCAGCAAAACAACACGCUUAACAGUACGGAGGUGUGCGAGGUGAAGUAAUCGUGUGUUCAAGCACGAGACACGUUUUCGAAAAUUGCGUAUCUCACCUCUCUUUUUCGCCUGAAUAUUCGGCUAGUUCGUGAAUUUGCACAAUUAAUUUUAAUUUCAUACUGUAAAUUAAAUCGCGCUUACUGCCCCAGCUGCUGUACAUACAGUGCCACCCGAACUACACCAUGCCUUGCAAUUUUGUACAAUACAUACAUACAUCCUUAUUCUAUCUUCCCUUCAAGUAUUCUCUGCAAUUCUUUCUUAUAUAGGGCAUCUAAGGAUUAAGGGCAGAUAAGGAAGGAUUAGUAUUUUUCUUAAAAAAUAUUAAACUUUUGAACAUAUGUAUGUAUAUUACAUUAUUAAUAUUCAAUAAAAAAA